Ilyonectria robusta is the source of this 1297-nucleotide messenger RNA. RefSeq names its product hemolysin-III family protein. Gene Ontology annotation, cellular component: membrane. Bases 252 to 1151 code for a protein of 299 amino acids. Lineage: Eukaryota; Fungi; Ascomycota; Sordariomycetes; Hypocreales; Nectriaceae. The record is from RefSeq and is a predicted model, not a curated record. Gene Ontology annotation, molecular function: signaling receptor activity. The transcript is spliced from 3 exons.
AAAGUUGGCCCUAUGGUAGGGAGUGUUUAUUCCUAGUUUUAUGGCCAUUGGUCAGUUGAAGUACUGAGGGCUGUAACAAGCAUUGAAAAGGUGGGAUCGGCAAGGCUGGCGCUUUGAGCAAGACGACAGAAGAAAAGGACAACAGUGCACGAAAUAAAGCAAGAGGGAAAUCUCUUCCUCCUCUUACACUUACACUUACUCUUAACGUCCGGCCUCUCCCUACAUUACGUUAUCAUCAGGCACGACAGUAAAUGGCAUCCGCCUCCCGUCUUCGAGUCUCACCCCCGCAGCCGCUAGAGGCGCACAAAGGGCGGGGAAUGGAAUCUAUCGGCGACACCGCGUCCAAGGCCGGCAAGGUAGGACGCCCGGUUCUUCUCUCGUUCGAUGAGAUGCUGGAAUGGUUCCAACGUGAAUCCAACCAGUGGGUUCUCCACGGCUAUCGGCCCAUCUCAGGCUCGGCUCGAGCUUCGUUCUGCAGUUGGUCGUAUAUCCACAACGAGUCGGUCAACAUCUAUUCCCACCUCGUCCCGGCUGUCUUCUUCCUGCUCGGCGAGUGGUAUCUCCAGCAGUACCUUGCCAGCAGAUACUCCGGGGUCACUGGAGCCGAUUUUAUUGCUUUCUCUAUCUUCAUGUUGACGGCCGUCACCUAUCUAUCGCUGUCGGCGACGUACCACACCUUACUGAACCACUCUCAACACAUAGAACAUCUCUGCCUGCGACUGGACAUGCUGGGUGUAGUCAUCUUCAUACUGGGCGACCUUGUCUUGGGAAUAUAUAUAGUUUUCUGGUGUGAACCUUUGCCACGCAAUAUCUACUGGUCUAUGAUUGGAGUUUUCGGGACGUUGACAAUCUUCAAGACAAUACAUCCCAAGUUCCAGGGCUCAAAGUAUCGCCUCUUCCGAGUAUUGAUGUUCGUGGCGACUGGCUUGUCCGGUAUCGCGCCCUUGAUCCAUGGACUCAUUGCGUUCGGCAUGUCGCAGAUGAUGAGAAAAGCUUUUCCCUAUACUCUAGCAAAAGCAGGCUGCCUUCUAUCUAGGACUUCGUUUUAUGCAACAAGGUUUCCCGAAAGUCGAUAUCCUGGUAAAUUCGACCUAUGGGGCUCCCAUGCGAUCUUUCACAUUCUGGGGUAUGCGCCGCUGUGGUCCAGUUGAUGGGGUAUCUGGAUGCCUUCGACUAUGCUCACGCAAAUCUUACUUGCUCGUCUCUUUGAGUUAUGUCGUCCCACUGGUCGUCUCUGUGUGGGCAGCCGACUUGGCGAAAGUGGCUGCUGGGGGCUUGGGGCGCUAUAGCUGCUGUA